Cucumis melo (muskmelon) is the source of this 1867-nucleotide messenger RNA. RefSeq names its product phosphomethylethanolamine N-methyltransferase (gene 7G07). The record is from RefSeq and is a predicted model, not a curated record. Lineage: Eukaryota; Viridiplantae; Streptophyta; Magnoliopsida; Cucurbitales; Cucurbitaceae. Gene Ontology annotation, molecular function: phosphoethanolamine N-methyltransferase activity. The transcript has 12 exons. Bases 151 to 1653 code for a protein of 500 amino acids. Gene Ontology annotation, biological process: phosphatidylcholine biosynthetic process.
GAUGAUUUUCCCAAUCCUUUUUUAGGUCGGAAAGAUGGUGUCGUCCUCCUCUAUAAAAAGCUGCACGAAUUGCAAUGGCCAUUGUCUUACCAUUGGACUCAAACUCGAGCCAAUUACGCCACUGAUCCUUUUUUUCUCUCUUCGGCUAAAAUGGCUACUCCGACUCCUGCUCCGGCUCUUAACGACGACGAGCGAUUGAUUCAAAAGAAAUACUGGAUUGAACAUUCAGCCCGAUUAACGGUUGAGGCUAUGCUGCUGGAUUCGAACGCCUCUGAUCUCGACAAAGAAGAAAGACCUGAAGUGCUUUCUCUGCUUCCGCCGUACGAAGGAAAAUCGGUGCUGGAACUUGGAGCUGGCAUUGGUCGUUUCACCGGUGAUUUAGCGGUGAAGGCUGGGCAGGUUCUGGCAUUGGACUUCAUCGAGAGUGUGAUCAAGAAGAAUGAAAGUAUUAAUCGGCACCACAAAAACGUAAAGUUCAUGUGUGCUGAUGUAACUUCUCCGGAGCUUAAAAUUUCGGAAAAUUCUGUGGAUUUGAUCUUCUCGAAUUGGCUGCUCAUGUAUUUAUCUGAUAUUGAGGUGAAAAAUCUGGCAGAAAGAAUGGUGAAAUGGCUAAGAGUUGGGGGCCAUAUUUUCUUUAGAGAAUCUUGUUUCCAUCAAUCUGGGGAUUGUAAACGAAAAUACAACCCCACCCACUACCGAGAGCCACGUUUCUACACUAAGGUGUUCAAGGAAUGUCAUAUGCAAGAUGAAAGUGGAGAUAGCUAUGAGCUAUCCCUCGUUGGGUACAAAUGUAUUGGAGCUUAUGCGAGGAACAAGAAGAAUCAGAAUCAGAUCUGUUGGAUAUGGCAGAAGAACAAAAGUUCCAACGACGAUAGAGGAUUCCAACGCUUCCUAGAUACUGUUCAAUACAAAUGCAGUGGUAUUCUUCGAUAUGAACGUGUCUUUGGAUCAGGCUUUGUCAGCACUGGCGGACUCGAGACAACAAAAGAAUUUGUAGCAAAACUAGAUCUAAAAGCAGGGCAAAGGGUUCUGGAUGUGGGUUGUGGAAUUGGAGGAGGAGAUUUUUACAUGGCGGAGAAUUUCGACGUCGAAGUCGUUGGAAUAGACCUCUCCAUCAAUAUGAUCUCUCUAGCUUUAGAACGAGCUAUUGGACUGAAAUGCGCAGUCGAAUUCGAAGUAGCCGAUUGCACAAAGAAAGUGUAUCCAGAUAACACGUUUGAUGUCAUUUACAGCCGAGACACCAUUUUACAUAUUCAAGACAAACCUGCUCUGUUUAGAUCAUUUUAUAAAUGGGUAAAGCCCGGGGGAAAGAUUUUAAUAAGUGAUUAUUGCAAAAGUGGUGAAGUUCCUUCCCCUGAAUUUGCCGAGUAUAUUAAACAAAGGGGAUAUGAUUUGCACGACAUCAAAUCCUACGCCAAGAUGCUCGAGGAAGCUGGUUUUAGCAAUGUGGUAGCCGAGGAUCGAACCGAUCAGUUCAUGAGUGUUCUUCAAAAGGAACUCAACAUUGUUGAAAAGGAAAAGGAAGCAUUCAUCCAUGACUUUUCUGAGGAAGAUUACAAUGAUAUUGUUGGAGGUUGGAAGGCAAAGUUGAACAGAUGUUGGUGUGGAGAGCAGAAAUGGGGAUUGUUCAUUGCCCAUAAAGCUACCAAAUGAUCUCAUCAAUAAAACUUUAUUAUUGUAAUUAAUUAUUAUUUUCUUAUUCAACUACUAUGUUUUUCUUUUCUUCAAUAAUUGGGUAAGAAUCGUACCAUCCUUCUCAUUCUUAAAGAUGCUAAUAAUUGUCUUAUUCUACUAUUCCAUUAAAGUAUCUUUAGAUUGAUUUUCAUCUUUAAAAAGAAAUAAUAAAAUAUAUUAAAGUUUAAAACAA